AUGGCGAGCCGAGCGGUGCGCCUUGUGACUUGCUGGCUGAUGCUACUGAUAAACAUGAUGGUGAGAACUGACGCUCAAUCGAGCAAUCCCUCGAUAAUUGCUUGGGGGUCGGCUACAGGAGGGACGUUGCACAUUCAAUGGAACCUAUCAACAGCAUUGGAUCCCGAUGAGCUUGAAGGAUAUCACGUGAUUGUGAAUAACCAAGAACGAGCGACUGUCGGCCCUGAUGCGAGUAGCUACUACCUUUAUGGACUGAGCAACAACACGGUGUACUCUUACCAAGUAAAAGCCAUCCUAGCCAAUGGAUCUGAGCCGUUGUACUCGGAUGUGGUUGCUGCAACGACGCUGAAUCGCACAGCGCCGAAUAGUCCAGAUAUCCCUACGAAAGUAACUGUGAGUGGUGGUUUUGUUCAAGUGAGCGUCGAGACCCCACACGACACAGGCGGCGUCGCCCUUAGCAAUGUGACAGUCGUGGUUAGCGACAUUUAUGGCGUGGUGACAAGCCAGACUCUGUCCGUCACCAGCUCAGGCGUGCUUGUCUUCAACAGCUACGGCUUGAACGCUCGCACGAAGUAUUGGAUCUCGGCUUUUGCGACCAACGAAGGUGAUCUAGUGUCAUCAAACAGUGACCCAUUAGUGAUAACAACCACGGCGCUACAGCUUCCUGGCCCAUGCCCUCCACCCACAGUGGUAAAGGCAACAGGUGCCUCUGUUCUUCUGCAGUUGAAUCCACCACUCGAUGACGGUGGAAGUCGUAUCCAAGGUUACAACGUCUACAUAGCUGCAGAUGAUAUUAGUGAUUUCACUGAAGUCACCACGACAAUUGACACCGAUAAAAUCGAUGCAGUGGAAAUUUUAUAUUCCUCCGACUCAGACGAUGAACCACUUCUCCCGAAUACCCGAUAUUUUUUCAAGGCAGUGGCAGUCAACCUUGCGGACAUUUGUAUCUCAGUGCCGAUCAGUCUGCAGCUGACGAAUGGGACGGAAGCUUGGACUACUGCAGCUUCUGUUCCUGGGGCACCACCAAGUCCAUACUUCUUGAAGGCAACCGGCGGCAUGAUUACGAUGCUUCUAUUGAAGCCGACAAAUAUGCAAGGUGUAAAUUGUACCGGAUUUUCGAUAAAGAUUGGUGAUGCCGCUGGAAAUUAUUUCGAGAACAGCGUUGACGCUGACGACGACGUGAUGUUUAACGCUACAUCUCUGCAAUCAAACUCUAGCUACGCAGUCUUUGUUGCGGUUAUUACGGAUCUGGGGACCUCUUUGUACAGUGCCCCAACCAUCAUGAACACGACAGUGCCGACAGCCCCGUCAAACCCUCGCGAUAUAGCUGUAACGAAUGUUACUGAAAGCAGUGCACUGCUGGAAUGGUCAUCGCCUUUUGAUAGUGGAGACGCUGAGAUAACAGGAUAUACGAUCAUUUUGAUGUCACCCGGAAGACAGGAGGAGAUAUCGGCGAUAUCGUCUCCCAUUCUGAUUGAAAACCUUGCUGCCAACAAGAUGUACACUGUAAAAGUGACUGCUGCCAAUGCCGCUGGGAAGAAAAGCGCUAGCACUAUCGGUGGAUCGUUUAGCACACUGUCAUUAACACCUCCAGGUAAGCCAUUGGACAUAGCGUUGAUCUUCGCCACUGGAGGAGCUAUCGAGAUUGCGUGGAAUCCAUCCCAAAACCGAGGAGGUGAAUUGCUGUCCGCAAUUGAGUAUAAAACCACAGCUUUCCGCGCUACUCCAUGCUUUAACAGCAGCAUCUCGAGUCCGUGUUCGGCGUGUAAUUCCGUGAAGCUAAAAGACACUCAGUACCAACUGAUCGAGGACGCAUUACUGUGCCAACAACCUACAACACAGUGCCCCGAUAGUACAUUUAAUUGCUGCCUUACUCGCCAUGGUAGCAGUCAUGGGUUCGGUCUUUCGUGUGGAUUAAUGACACCAGUAACAGGACCACGAGCGGUGGUGGGCACAACAUCAGCAAUUUUUAAUGGGCUGAACUACUCGUCAACCUACUAUUUCAGUGUGCAAGCAAGCAAUCGUGCUGGAAAGAGUACGAUAUCCGAACUCCAGGGAUUCCAGACGACGGUUCAAACCUCCCCAUCGUAUCCUGCAAGUUUGCGUCAACUUGGAGCAACAGGUGGAUCGAUUCAGUUCACAUGGGAUUCUCCGGUGGAUACUGGAGGUGGCCCGGUUGUUGGGUAUCGCGUAUAUCGAAACUACGAACUGUUAACACCCAGAUACGUUAUGCCUCCGUACAGUGAUUGUAGUGGGAUGGCGGCGGAAACGACCUAUGUGUACGGUGUUGCUGCUGUAAAUGCGUCAUUGGUCGAAGGUGCUAUGGCUGUUAUAAAGCUUUCCACUGAAGCUCUGUCGACUCCAAUGGCACCGACGUUUUCUCUAAUCGGGAGCAUGUACAACCGUUUGCAAGUGAGCGUGACUCCACCCUGCGACACGGGAGGAGAGCCUUCACUGAGUUACCAGUACAUGGUGAAAAAUGCUGGAACUGUCGUUGAUUCAACCAGCUUUAAUUGCUGCAGUUUUGUCCUGGAGAACCUGGAACCGAAUCAGUCUUAUUCUGUUCUAGUCAAAGUGGAAAAUUCCCUGGCUGCGCCAUCUACCUGGGCUCAAGCGAUGUUUAAGACUGCGUCUGGUAUCCCACCAACCCCUGUUGCUACGUUGCUGCAAGUGAACACUUACAGCGCAGUUAUAGCAAUCGGGUCAAAACCUUACGACAAGGACACAAGAUCAUACGAUGUAUUUCUUCGGCGAAACGGUAUUGAGAUCCAGAACUACACUGUAUCAUGCGAAGAAGACGCCAUCUUUGACCAUUACGUUUGUCCGACUUCAUACAAGUUGGAGAUGUUGAAGGCAACGACUGAGUAUGAAAUCAGUGCUCAGGCCAAUGGUCCGCUUGGAUCAAGUGCAUCGAACCCUGUUUCCUUCAAAACUAGCGAUAUCUCGCCUGGUGCAUUUGGGAUGGCAGAUACCAACUACAAUGCAGAUAAAGACGGGAUCAUCAAUACAGUUGUGCGUCGAAGCAACGGGACGUCAGGGGCUGUUGAGGUGGGCGUACAUGUGACUGGCCCUGACACGGUUUUUCUGCGCUGCAAGCGUGCAACAAGCGGUGGUUGUGAUUGCACUUUGUACCUGAUUUCAUCUGAAUCUGUUCCACUGCCAUGCUACUUGUCGUUUGUCGAUGGACAAGAAAAUGCUAGUGUGGCAUUUUCGAUGUGGGAUGAUCAAUCGGCAGAGCUGCUUCCAUCCCAAGUUGUGGUGUCCCCAUUUGGAGUUGAUCUAUCUGGGCAGCAUUCAGCAGUCUUGCAUAUGGAUGCUCGACAAGAAGCGGGCUUUGUGUCAUUUCCCGCGAGCUCUUCUGUCAUUUAUGAAGACUCUUCAUUUGUCAUGAUAAACGUCUUGCGUCUCAAUGGAACGACGGGGAGAGUUACGUUCAGCUUUGAGUCAUUUGACAUUACCGCAGUUACAGGGGAAGAUUACGUUGCUGUGAGUGGAACUAUAGUACUGACAGACCAACAGAGCAGCACGCAGAUUUGGGUGCAGCUGAUCGACAACCUCGUUGUCAACUCUGAUAAAGUAUUUGGUCUUCGCUUGACUGGUCAGACCGAAUUAACCGGUGCAGAUCAACUUCUGACGCAUAAUGUGACGAUACAUGAUGACGAGAGUAUCUCGAGCGCUGUGCCCAGAAAAACUGAUAACAUCUCAAUUGUUUACUCGACUGGAGGAGAAUUUGAGAUUGGAUGGACAAGCACUGCUUCUGAUGGAGUUAACGUUACGGGAUACUUGGUUCGUGUCUCGAAUGCAAGCUUGGGAACGUUUUAUAGCGUCUUCAACACGACACAAACAAUUUUUACGUUGUCGGGGCUCUCAGCACGAAGUAUUUAUCUCGUCGAAGUUGCAGUUUGGAAUCAUUUUGGCGUGGGGGAAUACUCUGAUGCUGUAGAAGUUGCAACAACGGAUGCUACUCUUCCAAGCUCCCCGCUUUCGUUAAGUGCUACAGAUAUUUUCAACACAGAGGUGACACUGACGUGGAAACCCCCUCGAGAUGACGGCGGAAGUCCAGUAGUGGGAUACCAUCUUUCUGUCGAAGACAUGGAUGGAAAUCUGUUGCUGUCGGAAUCGAUCAAUGCUACAACUUUGCUGGUGGUUGUGGACGGCUUAAACGCCUCCAGCUACUACGAUUGCUACGUUUCCUGCAGUACUGAGUCAUUUCCAGAUAGUAUGGAUGACACAUCCACGGCACAAAUACGUAUUAAAACUGCGAUUGGAGUAGCUCCAAGUGCCCCUCCGGCUGUGACUCUUGUAGGACAACCUCGCGGAGGAACACUUGUAUUCUUAAUGCGGCGACCCAGUGAUAAGGGCGGUAUGCCGUUAUCACAUUGCGCGCUCUAUCUCCGGAAGACCACCGAUACUGCCUCUACUACAAAUGAAGUAUUCACGAUUGCAUGCUCGAUGGAUUUGUCGGCAUUUGAGGAUGCAGAUCCUACGUGUACGAGCAGCAAUCUUUUGGUGAGCACAAGCUACGAAGUAUAUACAGUUUUCUCCAAUGCUAUGGGAGAGAGUCCACCAGGAGAGUGUGCAGUUUUCAUAACCAACUCUGUCAUCGCCUUACCAUCGCCACCUCUAAAUUUGCGUGCUCCUACAAUUACAGCUGGCAAUAUCGUGCUUGAAUGGGAUGAGCCUGAUGAUCUGGGAGGGGCUGCGGCCGUUAUUGGAUAUAUCGUUUAUCAAAAGUACGACGUUUGGAACGAUGACUACUUUACUCUUUACGAUGGCCAAGAUUCCAGGGAUCGAAGCCUCACAGCUAGAGGACUAACGAGGAAUUUGACGUACUUUUUUGCUGUCGUCGCGCUCAAUGACGCCAGCUUUUGUGUUGAUCCUGAUCAGCACAAUAUGAGCUCCUUUUUGGAAGUAUCGACCCUCACCUCCAGCCCACUGGCGCCCCCGGGACUGGUUUAUCGUAUUUCAGCUACGGGAGGUGCAAUAACGAUCGGCUGGACUGUUCCCGAUGAUCUAGCCGGACUGGAAUUGCAAGGAUACUACGUUGAAUUGGUAACAACUAUUAGCUCCAGUGGCUUUGAACUACUAAGCAGUUUUCCGCCUGGUGUGUCGAGUUUUACCCAUUAUGGACUUUCCGAAAGCGCAAGUUAUAGUUAUGCUGUUACUGCUACGAACCAAGAAGGAUCCAGUGAGAGAAGCAUGAUUCUAACUACAUCGACGUCUAUUGCUUCAAGACCGACUUGGGUACAAAGUUUUCGUUCCGUGAACAACACUGGCGGCAGCAUCACUCUAACGUGGGACCCACCCCAGGACACGGGAGGGCGACAAAUCGAGCAUUAUGAAAUUACUCGUACUGGCCGCUCUACUAGCUACGUUGCGACAAGCACCACGUUUGAAGACCGUUCUGGUUUAAGUGCUUCGAGCGGCUACACGUACACGAUAGCGGCGUUUAACGGAUUGUACAGUGGCUACGCAACCUCUGCCAACGCUGUAACUGGAUUGCCUGUCAUUUCAGAUCCUCCAGUAUUUGAAAGUGUUGCCUCUUUCGGCGGACGGCUUGAAGUCUCGUGGGUGGCGCCUGAAUUCACUGGUGGAAUAUCAGUCACUGAGUAUGUGAUUACACUGUUUAUUGGAGAUGAGUCGGCCGCAGUCGAGUCAAUAACUACGACAGCAUUAUCCUGUACCUUCAUGAAUCUCACAGCAAGUACACCUUACGUAUUAUCUGGACAAGCAGUGAAUGAUCAAGGUGAAAGUCUUCUUGUGAAGUUUACAGUUGAGACAGCAUCCCCUGAUGAUCCGGAUGCUCCACCGAUCCCUGAAGCAAGUAACACUCGAGGUGGAAGUGUGGAAAUUCACGUCGCAAUGCCAAAUUAUACUGGUGGCGAGGAAGUUACGUUGAUUUUGUAUCAGGAUGACACGCGCGUGUAUACUUUUGUAAACGAAUGGGGUGUGACGAUCUAUGGAUUAGUAGCAGAGACCGUCUAUACGUUCAAAGUUUCUGCGAAGAACUCAGCCGGUGAAAACAAAAGCGAAUCAUUACCAGUCACCACAACCGCGAUUUCCACGCCAGGUCAAGUUCAAAACCUUCAAAAAGUAUCUGUCACAUUCAGCCGAAUGACAUUGACGUGGGAUACAGUUCAGGAUACGGGUGGAGACGAGCAUAUUCAGUAUGAAGUGACGUUCUUCAAAUGUGAUAGUACAGGUGUACUAGAGGAGGAUCCGCAGAUGAAGAUGACUGACUCUACUAGAAUUGUGCUUGAAGACUUGCAGCAUUCGUCCUUCUACAGCAUAAGUGUGGUGGCGAUAACUAGCACCUCUCUUGUCGGAGAUGUCAGUUCAUCGGUACUGGUUGGAACCGAGCAGCCUUUCGAAGGGAUAAUUGUUGCUGCGUCUUCGGAAAUGGCAGUGAAAGAAGACGCAGGGAUCGUGUAUGUACCGAUAACCCGAGUGAAUGGAUCGUUCGGUAAUGUUUCAUAUUCGUUCGACGUUGUUGCUGGAUCAGCGCUAGAUGGAGUAAAUUACGUUCGCGCGACUGGAACGAGAACAUUGAUGGCAAAUGUUGUGUCGGACUCUGUCGAUAUUUCGGUCAUCAGCGACACAGUGUACAACCCUGGCAUUACAUUUCAGGUUGUCAUCACGGAUUCAACCACUGCGCUACAAAGUACUACCGAUGUUUAUCUGGAAGAUGACGGUGACGCUGGGUUUGUUUCGUUUGCUGAUCCAGCGCUUAUGGUUUUGGAGAAUAGCGGGACUGCUUACCUCACGAUGACUCGAACGGGAGGAUGUAGUCCAGGAGCAGUUAUCGAGACUUUCGUGAGCAGUAACUAUAGUGUGGUUAAUCGAUUCCAGUUGGUGGAUGUAACAGUUGUAUUCGAAGAGAACGUCACACAACAAACAAUCUCGGUUAGUAUCGCGGAUGAUUCUGAGUUCCAAUACGUCGCCGACAGCAUCACGAUAGGCUUUCAUAUUGUCGAAGGUGGAGUACUAAACGGAACGUACACUACGGCAGCGGUGACUGCGCUUGAUGAUGGAGAUAUCUCGUUACCUAAGCAGUGCUUAAAUCUUCAAAAAAUAUUGGUUUCAGGUGGGGCUUUGGGACUACAGUGGACGCCACCAGUCGAUCGAGGAGGUGCGGAUAUCACUUUGAGUUACUUGGUGAGCGUAGUGGCUGGAACUGGGAUUGUCAUCACGAAGGAAUCCCCGACUGAAACGAUAACCUUGUACGGAUUGAACCAGUCAACAACCUACCAGUUAUCAGUACAAGCUGUGAAUUCUGCUGGAGCUGGAGUAUCAAGCACGUCUUUGCUCAUCGCCACACGUCCUGCAACAGCACCGACUGCACCUCGUAACAUUCAAGUUGUAAGUGCGUCAAGUUCUAGCGUACUCAUUAAAUGGGACUCUCCGUUGGACGAUGGUGGGUCUCCGAUCGUCGCUUACAAGAUCUACAAGGUACAAGAAACCACCACUAGUACGCGGUCGCUCUUUUCGUCAGUUUCCUGCUCAACCCCGACGGUGUGCACCAUCAAGCAACUGCUAGCUCUGACAUCGUACAGCAUUCAAAUUCAAGCAUCCACAGCAUUCGUGACGCAAGGUGAAUUCUCCGAAGUGGUAGCGCUCACUACGUCAAAUCCUGACUACCCUGACAUGCCACCAGUAGCUGCUGUUACAUGGGCUAGUGCAGGAGCCAUGACCGUCGCAAUGUUCGACCCAGUCAACGUUGGAGGGUCCAUUAUUCAAGAGUACCGGCUUUUCAUGAGGGCAGAUGAUGAAGUUGAGUUUGCUCCAGUCUACAGCGGUGCGUCUGCAGAGCACACGGCUUAUCGCUUGAGUUACCAAACCGUCUAUCACAUCAAGUAUCAAGUCGUGAACUCUGUCGGUCCGAGUGCGUACAGUCCGGUCAUAUCAAACCAAACGCUGCCCAAGUCGCUACCAAGUGCACCAACUAAUGUCAGUGUCAUCGAUAAGACCGGAGGUGCAAUAACACUGGCAUGGAAUGAGCCACUUGACGUUGGUGGGCGUGAAGUUACAGGUUACACGAUUAAGAUCGCUUCAAUCGGUAGCAACGCAACAAAUGUCAUUGGAUACGACGGAAAAGGUAUUCUCGCUCGAGAAGGAACAGUCUACGGACUGGCAGCUAACACUGACUACAGUAUGCAAGUAGUCGCAUACUUGGACGUAUCGAGCUGCUUCGAUUCAGCGCUACAAGCGUGGAGCUCGGUUGUUCAAGCCUCUACCACAACUGCAACACCUCCGCGAACAGCUCCAGAGCUUCUUGUUGGCCACUACACGGGAGGAAUCAUUGAGUUGGUCUGGAUUCCACCGAAGGAUAAAGGAGGUGUUCCUCUUACAGGCUACACCCUCUAUCUAAAUUCUAAAGAGCUUUCAAGCGUGAUUUUCUCGACCAACAAUGCGAGUGUACUGUCAUUCGUACACAACGAUCUCACGGCGAGUACGAAGUACACGUAUGCGAUCAAGACAUCGAACGCUGCUGGCGAUAGUCCACUCAGUUUGCCUCUCAUGGCUACGACAGACAUGAUCACUUUUCCUUCAGCACCUUUGAACGUUCGACAACUGACUUAUACUACUGGAGGUGCAAUCACGAUUGGAUGGGACCGCUCGUUUGAUACUGGAGGACAACCUAUAGCUGGAUAUAUGGUGUAUCGAAACGGAGACCUUGUGAGCGGGACGUUAUCUGCAGAUACGAGGAGCUUUACCAACAAAGAUCGUUUGACAGCUAACACGAGUUACAGCUACAAUGUUCGAGCCAUCGCUCAGAAUUUAAUGGUAUCUGUCUCCAGCGAAGAUUGCUCUGCUAAAACAACGGCAGCGACGAAACCACAGAAGCCACAGUCACUCUCUGCUGUUCCGGGCUCUAGUUUUCUGAACGCAUCAUGGAUACCCGAUGGAGACUCUGGAGGACUACCAAUAACAUCCUAUGGCCUGAAGUUGAUGCUAGGUUCGUUGCUAGUGGAGAACGUCACUGUGAAGACUGCUUCGUACUAUCUCUUUACUGGACUUACCGCCAGCACGUCGUACAGUGGCUACGUUAAAGUCAAUAACGACAUCGGUACAAGUGAAGAAGUUAGUGCCACGUUGACAACGACCUCUGUGUCUGUGCCAAAUAGUCCCAAUAAACCCUUGGUUACGUCUGUUUACGGCGGAAAUUUCACGAUUCAAGUCGAGCCACCGCUGUUCACUGGAGGAUCCCCCGUAACUGACAUGAAAAUCUACGAGUAUAUCCUCGAUGUUGCAAAGUUGAAGACGACUCUGAAGGUGGUUCCUGGGAGGCCAACAAGUUACACAUUUUACAAUGUUACUGCAUCGUCGAAGUACCCAGUGGCUUGUUCAGCUGUCAAUUCGGUUGGCGAAGGACUUUUAAGCGACACCGUGACAAUUCAAACAACCCCCCAGAAUCAACCAGGGCCAAUCUUGACAGCCCCAGUUCCCAUUGGCGCUACAGGUACAGCGUUAUCGAUUUCUUGGAGUCCACCAGCUGAUACCGGUGGUAGCUUGGAUUUAUCGUAUGAAGUUCGAAUUGUGAACUCUAGUACGGAUGCGACCAACCCGACAAUUAACCUGACUUACACUGCGACACAGCUCGCUUACAGCAGUGUUUACAGCUUUUCGGUCUGUGCGGUAAAUAAGAAUGGACAUGGAAUAUGGAGUCCUGCUCGAACCAUAACGACACAGCCUGACGCUGCCGGUGAAUUCAAUUUUGCACAGUCUAGCAUGUCUGUACUCGAGAACGCAACGCAAGUAGCUCUUGUGGUACAGCGAACUUCUGGUCUUAGCGGCCGGAUUACGGUUUUCUAUUCAACUGAGUCGACAGGAACGCGGCCUGCUACCAUCGGCUCCGACUAUUUUGUCGCUAAAGACUCCAGCAUAACCACAGGGACGAUUGUAUUCGAGUCACUGCAGAGUCAAAACUCUAUCGUGAUCCUCAUUACCAACGACGCAGAUUACGAAAACCCUGACGAAACAUUCGCUGUCCGUUUCACUGGUGUCGAGUCUUCACUAGCAGAAGGGAGACCCAAAAUCGGAAGCAAUAAUGUUACUACAGUAACCAUUGUAGAUGAUGGAGAUGCUGGCUUCGUCAGCUUUGAGAAGCCGGCGUACGCCUUCUCCGAAGAUGCUCGAACUGGAACUGUUACUAUUAUUCGCGAAUAUGGUAAAAGUACUAGUAUUACACUCGGUUUUGACUUCUGGGGUGGUACAGCAUCACCAGAUAUCGAUUAUAGCAAGACAACAACUCCGGUUGUGAUGGACAGUGGCGUCACGAAAGCGAAUUUCACGUUCUCCAUCAUUAACGACAAGCUAUUUGAAUUCCCCGACGAAUAUUUCUUCAUUCGGAUGACAGUAAGCGGUGGGGCAAGGCUUCACCAGCCUGUUACGCGAAUUACGAUCCUCGACGACGGGGAUAUCUCGGAUCCUGGUACUUGUCCGCCACCUCAACUUUUAUCGGUAACAGGAGGUUUAGCUACGUUCGCUACGGACUUUCCUGAUCACAAUGGCAGUGCAACCGGAGCCAUAACGAAUUAUAUGGUACGUCUUAGCACUGAAACGAGCUCAAUGGACUUCACUAAAGCUGUGGCACCAACAUUUUCGAUCGGAAACUUGACCGCCAUGACAUCGUACAAUGUUACGAUUGCUGCCACGAACUCGUUUGGAUUGGGAACAUUCAGCAACUCUACACAGUUUUCAACAAUAGCGCCAUCGCUUCCUGGUGCCAGUACUUUGGUGUCUAUUGAAUCACGUACAGGAGGUCGAAUUUCCUUGGCGUGGUCUCCUCCUGAAGACUCGGGCGGGGUUCCAAUCGCCAAAUACCGUGUCUACAUCGUAGGAAAAUCUGAUGUCCCGCAGCUUGCUGCUGACUACUUGCAGCCAACUCAACGCGGAACGAUUUACGGACUAAGUGCUAGUACAGCAUACAAUUUUUCUGUCCAGGCUGGCAAUGCAGUCGGUGAAAAGAAUGGAUGGGGCAAUUUGAGUGCUUCCUUCCGUUUCUAUACUACGUUAGCCACUCAACCUGGGCCUCUUAUUCUUCAUUCAAAUGCAUACAAAAAAGCUACCGGAGGGAAAGUUUUCCUCAGCUGGAAUGCACCACUCGACACAGGGGGUACCAUGAUUUCUUCGUAUUCCAUCUUCGCGAGAAGUUUCUCGCGUCCGUGGUUUUUGUCCGCAACAGCUUCACCAAAUUCGGGUCCGUUAUUUGCCGGAGUUGCAGCGCUGAAUGCCAGCACUGCUUACGAAUUUUUCGGCUUAGCAGCGAGCUCAGUGCCGUCCAUGAUCCUCCCGGGAAAGUUUUCCAUCGCAGAGGGAUCACGAACUCUGCGCACAUCGGUUGAUCUAUCGAAUAGACUGUCGAUUGGGUCGGUCAUCUCAAUUCAGGAUUCUGUGUUUGUAGUCGAUGACAUGUCGAGUGCAAUAUCCGGAACUAUUUUACUGAAAUAUGACCACGUGACGACUUCGAUAAUAAGUCAAUCUGGAAGAAUUAUGGGUCAAGCCACGACGUUCACUACACUGAAUACUUCAGAGCCAACUCUACCGGAUCUCCCCCCUGCUCCUGUGUUGUCAAUAUCCACAGGAGGGAUGAUAAAUGUAACGCUGCUUUCGCCUGAAGAUACAGGUGGGAUCCCGAUCUUGGAUUUUUCGCUCUAUUGGGAUGGACAGAAGCUGAAUGAGGAUUCCUACGUGAAAACAACAUCAAAAGUGAAUUAUCUUCAAGUCAGAACGUUUGUGUCCGUGCCCAAGCUGAAAGCUCUGACAACUUACAACGUUAGCGCGGUGGCGCUGAAUUCCCUUUCGCUCUGUAACUUUGGACGAGUUACUACUGGACCAAGUAGCCUGUUCACCACAAUUAAAGUUACUGCUCCUGGCGCGCCGCUUUUAGUGACGUACAGAACAACUGGUGGUGGGAUUACGAUGAGCAUGAUUGACCCACACGACACAGGGGGCAGCGAGAUCCAGCAGUAUCAACUUUACUAUAAGCGGAAUGAAUCUGCUGACCCAUGGCAGCUCGUCUACAAUGGACCCAAACAUCAGGCCACUAUCGCGCGCUUGAAUAAUUCAAGUGACUACGCCUUCGUGGCUUCCGUCUACAAUGGAGAAUUUACAUCUAUGAACUCUUCGGUUAAAGUUGUCCGAACAAGCAAGAAUUCUCCUCCUGGCUCAUGUGAAGCAGCCAGGCUUGUGAACGCUACGGGAGGCAUGUUGAAGGUAGAAUGGGACUAUCCAGCUGACAAUGGCGGGUCUGAAGUGACAGAUUUCUACGCUACAAUCGCUUCGCAUUCGGAUGGAUCUGGUAGGACGACUGUGAAGACGAAUACGACAUCCUGCGCCUUCUACAGGUUACUAGCCGAAUCGAGCUACGAUGUCGUAAUUCGUGCUAAUAAUUCGUAUGGCUUGGGCCCUGAAAGUCCCAUUGUAACGUUUAGUACGACGAAAGCAACGCCUCCAGAGGGUAUAAUUGACGUGACAGUACAGAUGACCACGGGUGGGGCAGCAGAGAUCUCAUUUAGCGAGCCUAUUGAUCUCGGUGGAGCAAUCUCGAGUGACAUGAUGUACAGCAUUUAUCUGGAUCAAGACAACACCCUGAAUGUUUCUUACGACAGCCUGGAAGAGAGUUCGAGUUUUCCUAUUGGAACGAGAAGGUUGAGUGAAAACAUCCAUCGACGAUUGGAAACAUCAACUACAUUUUCAAAUAUUGUGGUGGGAGACAUGGAUCCAGAUACUUUGUAUGGGAUCCAGAUUCUCCCAAUUAGUAAAUAUGCCAGUGGUGGGAUCUCUUCCACAUUUGCGGUCGAGACAACUAGUGCAUCGAUUCCGAGCGCUCCCGUUGGCUUGAGUCGUGAUUUUGGGACAGGUGGGUCGGUGUCUCUGUCGUGGGGACCACCGGUAGAUUCUGGAGGGAUUCCUCUGAACGAGUAUACAUUGAGCAUGUCCAAUGUAUCGAAGGAUGGGCCUUUCACGAAAGUCUACGAGGAUUUCCAAGCUACUACCAUGAUAUAUAAACUACUUCCCGGUACAACAUACUGGGCUUACGUUACCGCGUGGAAUGACGUCGGAGAAUCUCCUCAAAGUGAAAUUCUCACGUUUACCACUCGUAGCGUUACUGCCCCCAGUGCGCCGCAGAACCUCAGAGUUGUAACCGUGGGCCCCACUUCGAUUGAUUGCGCUUGGGAGAUGCCGAGUGACAUUGGAGGGGACGCAAUCGACGUGUAUACUAUCACUGUGGUGACGGGUGACCCACCGAUCGUUCUGACUUUCACUACAAGACAAACUUUUGCAUCUUUGACUGGAUUGAGCGCAUCCACUUCCUAUUCCAUUUCGAUGACGGCACAGAACACGUUUGGAGACUCUAGUCCUCCAAGUUUGGCUAGAUACGCAAGGACAUCCUCAGGCGCAAACAUCCCGUCGACACCACAAAUUGGAUGCGUGUCGCGCGAUUCCGUGGAGCUUUCGUGGUAUCCGUAUCCUGGAGCUACUGCGACUUACCACGUCGAACGAGCAGGGGUAGAUAUCGGAACAACAACAAACUCGACUUUCGUAGACAAAACUACACUAUCCACAGCGACAUCCUACAGGAUUUGGACUACACAAUCAGCAGUCAGUGAACCAGUGACCGUGACGACAUUGGAUCCCUCGGAAAGCAUACUUGACGCAAUUUGUCAAGGAAGAUCUGGGCGUAUUCGCGAGCUCAAUUAUGCGAAUAAGGUCAACAAGGAAUGGAGAAUCAGUCCCAUGAGUUCGUACUCGUACAUUACGCUAACGUUUUCUACGUUCGAGCUUGAAUGUGACCAUGACUACGUGGAAAUUCUCGACGCACAGACAAAGGAGCGUCUAUGGAAAGGUGGUUGUAUACGAAUGGGGCGCUUCGUCUACCAAGCCAAAUCUUCUGUGAUUAUUGCAUUCACUAGCGAUGCUAGCGUCACAGCAAAAGGCUUUGACCUGCACUACGAGAUCGAUGGAACAACCGAGAUUACACGAAUUCCCCUACCAGGGAAUGGCAUCGCGUGUUCAGGACACGGUCGUAGACAAAGUGACGGUAGCUGCAAGUGCAGCGUCGGAUUUACCGGUGAAGGCUGCAACAACCGAAUCGUGUGUUGUUCAGAUCCUACACACUGUCAUCACGCAGUGUGUGAUCUGGAUCCUGACAAGGUUUUUGUUGUAUCGGGAGAAUUCGGCGAUGACGUGCAGGGAACUGGUCAAAUGAUGGAUACGAAUGAAAGAGGAACCGCUUCAAAAGCUGUGAAGACGAUAACUCGAGCUUUGCAGUUAAGUAAACCGGGAAGUGCAAUUCUCGUAUAUCCUGGAACAUAUUCAGGCUCUUUGAAUCGCGAUCUGAAUGUGGACUCAGCAGUUCUGACAAUAACCACGUUGAAAGGCCCAUUCUGGACAAAUGUUGACUGUGGUAAAGCAUCGCGCUUUCUUUUUCUCUCGACGUCCUCUAAACUGUCGGUGGAAGGUUUGGCGUUUCAAAACUGUGUGGAGGCAGACGGCGGAGUAUUCAAGAUUAUUGAUGGAGAGUUUACCGGGACCAAUUUGUAUAUAGCUGAUUCUAGCGCAACUCAUAACGGUGGAGCACUUUAUGCCAGUGGUAGUACCAUCACGCUUUCUCAGGUGGCAAUGGCGGAAACCUCGGCUGACGCGGAAGGUGGGGCCUUAUAUCUUGAAGACUCAAAUGCUUCUAUGAUUGAAUCUAAUGUGACCAAAAGUACCGCUCUUCACGGUGGAGCAGUGGCCUUAAAAGGUACUAGUUCACUAUCUACGACGGACACUCAGCUCUUCGAGAAUCUUGGAUUAGAGAGCGGUGGUGGAAUUUUUGUUGACGGUAUUGUUAUGCUCAAAGAUGUGUACCUUGCCAAUAAUGAAGCAUCAAGCGGCGGAGGACUUGCUAUGAAUAGUGGAGCGCUAGAAAUGGAGAACUGUAUCAUCCAUAACAACAAGGCUGAAAUUGGUGGAGGACUCGCAUUAAGAGGAAAUUCAGAUCUUGUCACGAUAGGAACUUCCAUUCAAAGCAACAAAGCAACUACAGGUGGUGGUGUAUACGUCUCCGGCACUAUCAGUAUUGCCUUUGACAAGCAAGUCGUAUCUCCUUCGACAAUCAAAUGGAACACAGCAAUGAAUGGAGCUGGAAUUUACGUUUACGAUUCACAUGCAAGUUUUCAUGACAUUACUGUGGGGAAUGGUCAUGCGAACGAGUCCGCUGGCGGUGUAGCCAUCGUGGAUAGUACUGUUGAAUGGUUGAACAUGAUUAUUCAAGAAAACGAGGCGCUGGAAGGCGGCGGUCUCGUGCUAAAAAACUCGCAGCUGACUAGUAAAGGCCCAGUUCUCAUUUCGGAAAAUACUGCAGUAAAUGGAGGCGGGAUCUGGAUGACCGCUAGUACGAUGACUGGUUUGGUUGAUACUCAUUGUCUCCGUAACAAAGCCACCGAGAACGGUGGUGCGAUAUUCGUUGGAGGAGACGCUACAGUGAAAAAUGUCAAGCAAGAGCUCAACGUCGCUCCCAAUGGUGGAUGUGUCUAUGCGGAGAAGGCAAAUAUCAGUCUAGAGAACUGUGUACUCACCAAGUGCUCAGCUGACGUUGCUGGAGGUGGAAUGUGGAUGACAGAUAGCCACAUUACAGUGAAGAACGUUAUCUUGGAACUCGGUACAGCUCCGGAUGGCGGAGGGGUAUUUGCUAUGACGAGUUCCAUUUCAGGUGACAUGACAAUUAAGGUCUGCACUGGAUUAAACCAUGGAGGGGGGAUGUAUUUGAGCGGAGAAACUUUGAUUGCUGGGGUUUCUGUGGAUAAUUGCGAUUCAAUUAAGGGAGCUGCCGCAUACGUCGUGGACGCUGAUGUUAUAGUGGAAAACAGCGUACUAUCCAACUCCUACGCUUCCAUUAACGGGGGCGGACUUUAUAUUGCAACUUCAACGAUAGAACUGAAAGACACGAGCAUAGUGGACGAUACUAGCGCCAUGCUAGGUGGUGGUGUUUACAUGGAGAAAUCAAGUAUCAUUCACGACGGUGCAUUGAUCGAGCGAUGCGCUUCAAAUCUUGGAGGCGGCCUGUAUCUAAAUGAGAGCAAAAUAUUAGCGAAGACGUUAUUUUCGUCGUCGCAGGUGUCAACAAACAAGGCGUCGGACGCAGGUGGUAACUUGUUCCUGACAGAAUUGUGCUCCGUCGAACAAUUGAUAAUUUCUUCAGGUAAAGCGAAAUCGGGUGGUGGAAUGGCCAUCGAUAGUGGCUCCGCUACCAUUCAGGGAUGCUCGAUAGUAAACAAUUCGGCAGUAUCUGGCGGGGGUAUGAGCGUACAAACCGGUUCGAGCUGUAACUUGUUAAACUCGGUCGUAUCAACGAACGUCGCUAAUGAAACUGGAGGCGGUAUCGGUAUUGAGAACGCUAGUGUCUGGCAUGACAAUAUGUCCGUGUUGUCUAAUACAGCUCGCACAGGUGGGGGUGUCUUCGUUAAGGGGAUGUCGACAAUGUUACAACUAAGUAACAGCUCUUCACAAUCAAUAAUUCGGGGGAACAAUGCGAAUCUAUCUUCAGGUUACGGUGGUGGGAUAUACGCUGCGCCAUCUAGUCAAGUAGAGGCCAGUGGACUUGCAUUGCUGGAUGGAAAGGCUUAUCGUGGAGCUGGGAUAUACGUCGAUGUUGCAGUAUUUGUACUAAAUGACGCAUUGUUUCAAAAUGGAAACGCAUCAGAUGGAGGUGGCAUCUAUGCUAGUUACGUUAGCAACGUAGAGUUAACUAACUGCUCUUUUAUCAAGAACAACGCCUCUCAAACUGGCGGGGGAGUGGCGAUGGGAUCUGGCGUUGCAAAGGGAGACAGCAAUACUCUGUCCAUGACUAAUUGCUCAUUAACUGGCAAUUCAGCUGGUACUGGAGGAGGUAUAGUACUGUCGCUGACGAAUAUGAAAGGAGCGAACUGUCUCCUGAAAAAUAAUGCAGCAAAAUGCGGUGGGGCAUUUGCCGCCGUUAGUGAGAGCUCAGUUCAACUCAUCAACUGGGAGUUCAUUAACAAUACGGUGGUGAAAUAUGAGCUGGGUAUCCAAGGUGGCACGCUGUAUAUCACCAAAGGUGUCGUCACAAUAUCCGAUUCAAGCCUUGUCAGCAACGAGAAAGCCACGUUGGCACUCAAUGGUGGUCUGAUCUACAUCGAAAACGCCGAUACAACCCUCAACGUUACCAACUCUUUGUUAGAAUUUGGCCAAGCGUAUACAGGAGGGUUAAUCUACACCGCAAAUGCUAAAGUGAACAUCAGAAACUCAACGUUGCACCGGGGCUUUGGGUACGACUUUGGAGCUGGUAUCUUUGCCGUGAACGCGCUUCUUGACAUCUCCGGCAGUAUUUUCCUUGAUAAUUUUGCCUUCUACGACGGCGGAGCAAUUUAUAUGACCGACGGGGGCCAGUUGUCGAUAGACAAAUCAUCUUUUGACCUCAAUGAAGUUCAGGACCGUGGUGGUGCUAUCUUUUUGGAUCCUGGAGCGACAAUCACAGCUACAGUGUUUAACUCAAACUUUACCCGGAACAAAAACGUCGGUUUUGGCUCGACAAUUUUCAUAGGAAGGAAAAACACAGCUCAGUUGAUGGGCUGUAUUUUAUCUGGUAACGGAAACGACGACACGGAAGGAGGCACACUCGCUGUAGUUGAUGCAAUUGUGGAAAUCGAAGAUUCUUUUUUCGAAUUCAAUAUUGCUUCGAAAGGGGCUGCUAUACAGAUUAGUCGAUCGGCGAAUCUAACGAUGCGGCAGACGAUCAUCCGAAACAAUUCCGCUAUUUUCCAGGGCGGCGCUUUACAUGCUUCGAUCCGAGCUGUCGCUACGUUCACUGACUGUACCAUCGAAGGAAAUAUUGCAGGGGAAGGAGGGGGUUUCUAUGCAAUGGGUUCUGCUGUUAUUACGGUAGCUAAUUCAAAUUUGACCGCCAAUAACGCAAAUGCUUUCGGUGGUGCUAUUUCAAUGAGAGGAAGUGCCGAGUUAACCUGCACGGGAAGCUUCAUGACAAGGAAUCAAGCGUACACUGGCGGUGCAGUUUCGAUUCAGGAGAAUGCCUCCUUUUUGAUCACUAACAGUGGAUUCCAAGAUAAUAUUGCAAGCGACUUUGGAGCUGGUAUCUUUGUUGAUAAGAGUACAGAAGCGAAGACUCAAAUCAUGGUCUGCAGAAGCUCUCAGUUUGGCGGGAAUACAGCUGCAGCAGGAGCUGACAUCUUCUGGGUAUAUUAUCCGUGGUUUAUGUUCGAAUGCAACGCCUGUAGCAAAAUAAGAGACCCUGAUACCGUCUUAAUUUCUACGAGUGCAAUGACAAUCACUCCCGGAUGGUGGCCUCCCAGCGUCACGAGCGGUGUAAGUCUAGGAGUCGACGUUAAACUUGAUUCCAACUCGAGUUCUGGACUGGCACCAACACCGAUUACUUCGACUCAAAAUGCAGCUAUGAAUUCGAGCUUAACAAAGCCAGGAUCAGGUGUGCUUUGGCCCACAAUUGUGGUUCGAGACUACUAUGGUGCGAUCGCAAUUUUUGACAAUGUGACGCGAUGUCGAGCAUCCUUAGCGGUUGGUGAACAAGGCCCGUUUUCUUUUUCUCCAACGACGUGGGUAACGGUUGAUGCAGGGUACAUCCUCUUCCAGGACGCCGAAGUACUUUCAAAAUCUAGAGACUACCCGUACAAAUUGACAGUCAACUGUACACUAUCCCCAGUUCUUCAAACGCAAAUUACUGUUGAUGUGACCGUCGACAAGUGCAAUCCCGGCUACGAAAACGUCAAUGGGCUAUGUCUCUCAUGCGAGAAGGGAACCUACAGUUUGGACGGUGAGAGAUGUUACCUAUGUCCUCCAGGAGCAACUUGUGAGCAAAAAGAUCAGAGGGGGACAACUACGGGAGUUAUAUCACCUCAGCGACAGCAAGGAUACUUUGUUUCGAAGACUCGUUCCACUUACGCUGCAUCCAGUUGUGACAAUCCAGAACUAUGGUUAGAUGAUGAUCCGUGCAAAUCCAUUGACGUACCCAGCCUUGCUGCUCGUAUCCACGAGUGCGCAAGUGAGAAACCGGAUACAUUUUUCAAGUAUUGGAGCCGAACCAGAGUAUACUCCUGUCUCUCCGGAAACGAAUACUACGCGUGCGAUACAAAUGCUGCUUGUGUCGCGGCCACUACAACUUCUAUGGCUCCUAAAGUCUCCAUCAGCACAGCAGCUGUCCAGCCAUCAAGUCAAUGUGCAGUUGGGUAUUCAGGUAUCAUGUGUGCUACCUGUGCUGAUGGCUACUACAAGGCGUCAAGUGGGACAUGCAGGCAAUGCACGGACCCCAAAGACCCUGCAGUAGCUCAAACUACCCAUAUGCUCGCGAUGCUACCCAUAAUUGUCGCUGUGAUAGCUCUCUUGUUUCUCUGUUAUCUUUUCUCCAACGCCGCCGAACAACGGGUAGUCAGUCAUGCUCAAGCUGCCAAGCGAUUCCAGAUUUAUGCCGGACAAUCGCGCGCUCGAGUGCUGCUCCUCGCAACCAAGGCCAGCAUCCAACGACGGGUCCGUUCGAUGAUACGAGCUGCAGCUAAGCGUGCUCGUUUUGGAAGACAAGAUCAUCCUUAUCUGUUCCAGAUCGAGCCCAGUGAUGUUGAAAUCCCAUCAUGGAGGCCGGAAAAGUUCAAAAUUAUGCUGGGUUUUUUCCAGGUUAUCGGGAGCUUCAAAGAAGUGUACGAAAUUCCGUGGCCAGACACUAUGAGCCGUCUCAUGGAUAUCUGCUCUUUAGCAGACUUUAACUUUGUGGAUGCGACGGCGGCGGAAUGUCUUUUUAGACGCGAUUACUUCACAAAUUAUCGUCUUGCACUAUUUGCACUGUUUGGAUUGCUUUUACUCGUGUUUUUAGUCACAUUUUGGGGAAUUUUGCGAUACCGUGUCAAGCUCUCAACACUCCCACGACAUUGUGUGAGUUGUGGGUUACCAGUGUUCACUCUAGAACACCGCUCUCCACCAGUUCUAGCACGGCGAGCAGAGUUGCUGGCGAAGCUUAAGGUGGAACAAAAGAUGAAGCGAAAAAAUGUUGAAGCUGACACCCCAAGCUUGAUUGGCCGUCUUAAAUCAACGUUACGAAGGUCUCCGAAGCAGACAUUGGAAAAUGUAGAGUCGUGGCGGAUUGUGCGGCUCGUAAUGCGUGCUCUGAACUGGGUGGAUCGAAUCACGCAACUCCCCGCUUCGUUAUCUACACACAAGCCGCGAUGUCCAACAUCCCAGCGUAUUAAAAAUGACGUUCUGGACAUGGUAGUGCACAGUAACCUGCGACUUUGGCGCGCACGUGUCUGGAUGCGUCUCUACUACAAAGCCUACCAAAACAGGUGCAUCAAGCUGUUCUUCUGGGUGUUGUUGUUGUUUUAUCCGAUGCUGUGCCAGCGUGUAAUUGGCACGUUUUACUGUGACGAAGUCGGGGAUCACUACUAUUUGAGCCUUGAUCGGAGUAACCUGUGUUAUGAGGGUACCUGGCUGUACUACCUCCCUAUCAGCAGCACUCUGAUAAUCUUCUGGGUUUUUGGUGUUCCGCUGUUGUUCUGGGUGAUAAUAUAUAUGAAGCGGACACGAGGUGUGCGCGAUACCCUCCUUCUGAUCCAAGAUCCGUCGCAGGAAUCGUUAAAGCAGCGUUUGCUACUCAAAAUGCGACUAGACAUCAUCAAUCACGGCCAAGUCGUCGACGAGGAAAAGAUUCAACUUUUUGAGACUGAAAUGCUUGGUCGCUUCUUGUGCGAUAGAAACUUGAACGAACCAAGCACAGUCGCCCAAGUAGGAUUCAUCUACCAUUCAUACUGCACACGCUUUUGGUGGUUCGAAGUCUGGGAUCUCGGCCGCAAGCUCUUGCUUAACUGCAUCAUUAGUCUUCUUGCCAAGGCUGGAGCCAACCGGGUCAUCUGUGGUCUUGUAGUCUUGCUCGUGUAUCUCUCCGUGAUGUUGUUCUACCAGCCGUAUAGAGAACCGUCCGACAGUGCUCUUGCUGGCUUGGUUCAUAUCCAGCUCUUCAUAACCCUCUUCUGCGGUUUGAUCCUGAAGAUGGGGUUGCUAUACCUCGAAGAGCGCGUGAUUCGAUUGGUGACGAAUGCAGCUAUCAUCACGAACAUGAUGACCUUGUGUUAUGCCGUAGUCAGCAUUCUCAACGAGAAGCGCAAUGCCAUUAAAUUCGCUCAGCGUCAAAACCGAGAAGAUCAUCGUCGAGCCAUCACCGCUCACGUUCGGAAACUCUGGCGUAAGGCACUCGGAUACGCCCUCACUGAAAUUUAUCUGGACAAUCCAGACGCUGGCCCGAUGCCGUUGUUGGUGAUGGCGGAGCUUGCUCGACGAAGAAGAUAUCAACAAGAACUGGAUGAUCUAAACGCUCAACUGGAACUCACUUCAGCGGUAAAACCAUCGCUGGCAGCUCACGACCAGCAGGAUUCGCUCUCAGCCUCCCAAAUUAACGUCUUGGAGGACGGAAAUGAUGCACCCGAUGAGCACAUGGACGAUCGGUUCGAGAAGAAUCCAGACCUGACCAACAACAAAAAACAAAUGUAA
Messenger RNA from Phytophthora nicotianae INRA-310, 21510 nucleotides. RefSeq lists its product as hypothetical. Gene Ontology annotation, molecular function: protein binding. The record is from RefSeq and is a predicted model, not a curated record. The coding region runs from base 1 to 21510 and encodes 7169 amino acids. Gene Ontology annotation, cellular component: membrane. Gene Ontology annotation, biological process: cell communication. NCBI's taxonomy places the organism in Eukaryota, Oomycota, Peronosporomycetes, Peronosporales, Peronosporaceae. The transcript has 29 exons.